UUCCGUCCCAUGUGCUCCUCCAUCCCGCAGUCGGUGUUAGACGUGCUAGGGUUUUCCAUCCCUGUGUUCCUCCCGCGAAGUCUUCAUCUUCACCGUCCGAUUAAACGAAACCUAACCGAACCUUACUCCCUCCCGCUUCCCCGCUUUCUUGCUUCAAAAAUCCUUAUAAUCUAUCUUCCAGCCCGGAUUAUUCUUUCUCUUUUUCUUGAAAAAAAAAAAGGGCCUUGAAUCCGGCAUACAACAAAACCUGUCUAGGUUUUUCUAGGGUUUGAGUUCCAUUUGGCGGCCGGUGGGGUUGGUCUCCGUGGAUGUCGGAGCUGCUCCGUCUCGUUUCUAGGGUUUCCGAGGGUACGUUCUCGUCUAUACUAUAAUCCAGGGUGAAGCGAUGCAGACGGAGGCGCGGGUCGGGGUGGUGGUGGAGGGCGGAGGACAGAGGGCUGUCGCCUCCGGCCACGAUGCCGCCGUUGACGGCGGGGUCCGCCGGUUCUCCGCCGCGCACCACCAGCGGAACCGGCAGCAGGACCUGCAGCAGCAGCCGCAGAUCGGGACGGUGGCGCAUCUCCUCGCUGGAGGGGUCGCCGGAGCGGUCAGCAAGACCUGCACGGCUCCCCUUGCUCGCCUCACCAUUCUCUUCCAGGUGCAAGGCAUGCAUUCUGAUGUUGCAGCUCUAAGCAAGGCUAGCAUAUGGCGCGAGGCUUCCCGUAUUGUUUACGAGGAAGGGUUUAGAGCAUUCUGGAAGGGAAAUUUGGUUACUAUUGCUCAUCGCUUACCUUAUUCCUCGAUUAGCUUUUAUGCUUAUGAACGCUACAAGCAUUUUCUACAGUUAAUUCCUGGGCUAGAUAGACAUAAAGAAUAUGCUAGUGCAGAUGUAUGUGUGCGAUUAAUAGGUGGUGGUCUGGCAGGAAUUACAGCUGCAUCUAUGACGUACCCAUUGGACCUCGUGAGGACGCGUCUUGCUGCUCAGACAAAGACUAUAUAUUACCGAGGCAUUUCACAUGCACUCUAUGCCAUCUGCAGAGAUGAGGGUGCAAAAGGGUUGUAUAAGGGCCUUGGAGCAACAUUACUGGGGGUUGGACCUAGUAUAGCAAUCAGCUUUUCUGUUUAUGAAACAUUGAGAUCGCAGUGGCAAUUACAAAGGCCACAUGACAGUGCAGUCUUUGUUAACUUGGCUUGUGGAAGUCUUUCUGGCAUCGCAUCAUCAACAGUGACAUUUCCAUUGGAUCUUGUGAGGAGGAGGAUGCAAUUGGAAGGUGCAGGUGGGAGGGCUCGUGUUUACAACUCGGGCCUUUUUGGGACAUUCAGGCACAUAGUUCACACAGAAGGCUUUCGAGGCUUGUACAGAGGCAUCCUGCCAGAGUACUGCAAAGUUGUUCCCAGCGUUGGCAUUGUUUUUAUGACUUAUGAGAUACUCAAGUCAUUCCUGUCAGGCACACCAGAUGAUGGCUAGUGCUGGAAACCUUCUAAUAUGCAGCAUAUCUGUGAUCUUUGAGCUCUGCCAUUGACACAUAAUUGAGUUCUUAUUUGAGAUUAUGAGUAUGUAGUACCCCUAAGCAAUCACAUGGUAGUAAGUUUUGCAAUUACUGCCAUGAAAAGGUUUUCAUUUCGUGUAUAGAUAUAUAAUUAUUUCAUGUGAGAGUCAAGAGAUGUAACUGCUAUACAACUUACAUUUGCUGCUUGUGAUCAUUUUCUCGUCAACAUGUAUUUCCCAUAUUUUUUAACUUAGAGAAAAAAAUUAUUUGGUUCUUCUUUCAAGCCUUCCUGUUGAUUUUGUGAUGGUGUAAAUGUGAUCUGACUUUACUAAAAAAGGGAAUUGUUGAGUAAUUAGGAAUUCUGGAAAUUCUACUUUGGAGCAUUUAGUAGACUAACAUCUGUAUGCUGCUACUUGUUAUAGUUUCAGGAAAUUACUAGCUUCAGUGCCAGAAAGAACGUUGGAGAAGAUUAUCUGUAGCUGCCAUCAUAGACGUGGAGAAAUGCGAUUUGAAGGAUAUUGAAGAGGCUUUUUUCUGGCGAUAGAUACUUGAGAUGUAGCAAAGCUUUCGCAGCUUGGAUAGGUACCUAUAAAGAGGAGACAGGCACGAGUAAACAAAUUCCUCUGCACAAUUGAUAAUUAAGUGCAAGAUGAUCUUGCCAUACAGAAAAUAGGAAAAACUGCCACACCUAUUAGAAACAUUUUGUAUCUAUUGAUUGUAUUAGCUUGCUGUUGAAUUAUAAUUCAAGUAGGCACCGAAGUUCUAAUUCUUGGCAUCUUCACCCCAGAAAAUCCUGUUUGAUAAGCAGUGAUAUAAAGAUGGAAACCAUUCUGAAGGGGGACCUGUUUGAAGAUUGAGUUGUCAUAAAGAAUGUGCUAGUUGUCUUUAUGUUCACACGAUUAAAUAAAAAGCCGAUUCUUGAUGCA
Messenger RNA from Elaeis guineensis (African oil palm), 2395 nucleotides. The record is from RefSeq and is a predicted model, not a curated record. NCBI's taxonomy places the organism in Eukaryota, Viridiplantae, Streptophyta, Magnoliopsida, Arecales, Arecaceae.